Messenger RNA from Thlaspi arvense, 1737 nucleotides. Lineage: Eukaryota; Viridiplantae; Streptophyta; Magnoliopsida; Brassicales; Brassicaceae. The record is from the annotation of a GenBank genome assembly.
AUGGACUUGAACGGCGAAUGUAAGGGAGGAGAUGGGUUCAUUGACAGAAGCAGAGUCAGGAUUUUGCUUUGUGACAAUGAUUCCAAGAGCUUGGGAGAGGUUUUCACUCUCCUAUCUGAGUGUUCUUAUCAAGUGACUUCGGUGAAAUCAGCGAGGCAGGUGAUUGAUGCACUCAAUGCAGAGGGACCUGAUAUCGAUAUCAUACUGGCAGAAAUUGAUCUCCCAAUGGCCAAGGGUAUAAAGAUGCUGAGGUACAUCACACGAGACAAAGAUCUUCGGAGAAUCCCUGUGAUAAUGAUGUCGAGGCAAGACGAGGUCCCUGUCGUGGUAAAGUGCUUGAAGCUAGGUGCAGCUGACUACCUUGUGAAGCCUCUUCGAACCAACGAGCUUCUGAACUUGUGGACACACAUGUGGCGAAGAAGACGCAUGCUAGGACUUGCUGAGAAGAACAUGAUGAGCUAUGAUUUUGAUCUCGGAGGAUCUGAUCCAAGUGAUCAUAACACAAAUAGUACCACCCUGUUCUCUGAUGACACAGAUGACAGAAGUAUUAGGUCGAACAACCCGCAGAGAGGAGCUUUAAGCCACCAGGAAAAUGAGUGGUCUGUGCCAACUGCUCCUGUUCAUGUUGGCCAUGGUGGUCUUGAUGCUGAUGGCACAGCCACUUCUCCUCCUGCUGUUGCCGCUAUAGAGCCUCCUUCGAAUCAUCUUGCUGGGCCUCACCAUGAACCAACCAAAAGAAAUAGUAAUCCAGGGCAAUUUUCUUCAGCGCCAAAGAAAAGUAGAUUGAAGAUUGGAGAGUCCUCCGCUUUCUUCACAUAUGUCAAGUCUACUGUCCUGGGAACAACCAACUGUCAGGAUCCUCCCCAUAUCAAUGGGAAUGGCUCACUUCAUCUUCGUCGCGGUAUCUCGGAGAAGCUUCAAGUGGUGGGCCUGGUGGCCAGUGAGGGGAUCAACAACACCAAACAAGCACGCCAAGGCAGAGUGACCGAGAAAACCCAUUCUCAAGGAGAUAACUUACAAAAUGGUGCCAGCUAUCCAAAUUCCCUUGAGCGGUCUCGCACGCUUCCUACAUCAGUGGAACUUCAUGGGAGGAGUUACCAAGAAGGAAACAUGAAUACUGCCCAGGUUGCUGUGAACAGAAGUAAGGAUUCAUCUCUAGUUGAUGCUUCGGGUUUCUCUGCACAAAAUGUCUAUCCUUACUAUAUGCAUGGGGUCAUGAACCAAGUUAUGAUGCAAUCAGCAGCCAUGAUGCCUCACUAUGGUCAACAACUUACUCAUUGCCCACCUCAUCAUCUGAACGGAAUGACAGGAUUUCCUUAUUACCACCACCCAAUGAACACAUCGUUACAUCACAGUCAGAUGUCACAGAAUGGUCAGGUGCCUUUACAUAAUGGUCAUAUGUCUAUGGUUCAUCAUUCUUGGUCACCAGUAGGGAAUCAGUCUUCUAACGAGGUGAGGGUGACUAAACUUGAUAGAAGAGAGGAAGCUUUGCUCAAAUUUAGACGCAAAAGGAACCAAAGGUGUUUUGAUAAGAAGAUUAGGUAUGUGAAUAGGAAGCGCCUUGCUGAGAGGAGACCGCGUGUUAAGGGUCAGUUUGUUAGGAAAAUGAACGGUGUAAAUGUUGACUUAAACGGGCAGCCUGACUCUGCUGACUAUGAUGACGAGGAAGAGGAGGAAGAAGAAGAAGAAGAGGAGAAUCGGGACUCAUCUCCUCAGGAUGAUGCUUUGGGAACUUAA